Molecule: messenger RNA, 783 nt
Organism: Lycium ferocissimum
Lineage: Eukaryota; Viridiplantae; Streptophyta; Magnoliopsida; Solanales; Solanaceae
Product: protein FAR-RED IMPAIRED RESPONSE 1-like
Exons: 1
Coding region: 1-783 (260 amino acids)
Biological process (GO): regulation of DNA-templated transcription
Molecular function (GO): zinc ion binding
Source: RefSeq, a predicted model, not a curated record
AUGAAUCAGUCAACAAAGGUACUUUCUUGCAGUUGCAAAUUGUUUGAAUUUUCGGGUGUUUUGUGUCGUCAUGCUCUAAAAAUUCUGGACACUUUAAAUGUCAAGGAUAAGAUUCCCGACCAUUAUAUAAUGAAAAGGUGGACAAAAGAUGUUACUAACUUGGUUGAAAUGGUGAUUAAAGCUUUUACAGAGGGAAGUGAUCCAAAAGUUGAAGUUAGUACAAGGUACAGGCAUUUAUGCAAAACCUUUGUGGAAAUUGCAAGUGAAGCUUCAGAAUCCAAAGAAGGAUAUGAAUUGGUUGCGAAGUAUGCAAAUGAGGUAAUUUCAAAGUUGAAGGAAAUCAAAAAAAGACACGAGUCUCAUGAAAAUCCAUCAGUUCCAAGUGAAGUUCUUCAUGAUGAACCAGUAUUUGUUGAUAGAGCAAAUGUCACAAUGGUGACAGGGUUAAAAAAGAAGCAAUCAACUCGUCGCUCCAAUAGUCGUCCAAAGAGUUUUCUGGAAAAGGCCAGGAAGAAGAAUAAGAUUCAAUCGCCUCCAUCGCAAACUGUCCAGCAUGUAGAUAACCUUGCAGGUCUUCAAGCACCAUGUCCACCAUUCUCAGAUUCCACAACGACUACGGUAUAUCGUAAAAACUGUAUUUUAUUCCUUGUGCGGUAUUAUGUUAAAGCUUACUUUUCUCUUUACAUGAUAGGUGUUGGGAGAAGGAGAUUUUUAGCUAUGGCAUUCUUCAGAAUUCUCUCAAGUAUCAUCUCAUGGAAGUCUAUCUCAACUCCUAAGAGUUAG